Messenger RNA from Lindgomyces ingoldianus, 378 nucleotides. RefSeq lists its product as uncharacterized. The record is from RefSeq and is a predicted model, not a curated record. The transcript has a single exon. Bases 1 to 378 code for a protein of 125 amino acids. NCBI's taxonomy places the organism in Eukaryota, Fungi, Ascomycota, Dothideomycetes, Pleosporales, Lindgomycetaceae.
AUGUCCACCUCCGCUCCCCGCUUCCACAUUCCCUUCCCGAAGACGUUCCUCUCUCUGAACGCGAAGCCCACGAAGCUCCCUAGCGUGAAUACAAUCAUGUCUCCAGAGCCCGAGGUCCCGACGCACAGUUUCCUCUCCAACCGACCCAACGCCUCGCGCCACUUCUCCAUCUCCUCUAGCACCAGCUCCGGCAGUGUCACCAUCAGCGAGCCCGCCUCCCCUACUGUCCAGGCCGCUGAUGCCGCCAAUAUGAACGGAAUGCCUGCGUUCCAGACAUGGCUGCCUCUGAAUGCGAAGUUCAACCCACCGCCUAAGUCCGCAGGCGAGAUGACUGUGGGCGGGGGUGUCAAGAGCCCUUUCCUUUCCAACAGGGGCUAA